Molecule: messenger RNA, 6283 nt
Organism: Dicentrarchus labrax (European seabass)
Lineage: Eukaryota; Metazoa; Chordata; Actinopteri; Moronidae
Gene: mapk10
Product: mitogen-activated protein kinase 10
Exons: 14
Coding region: 483-1790 (435 amino acids)
Biological process (GO): protein phosphorylation; JNK cascade
Cellular component (GO): cytoplasm; nucleus
Molecular function (GO): JUN kinase activity; ATP binding
Source: RefSeq, a predicted model, not a curated record
CUCCCCUCUCCCUUCUGCUCUGGUAGGAUCCACAAUGGUACAGCCAGCAUCUUGCAGCACAAUGGUUGCAAGGUGGUGAACUGGGGGAAGAGUGAUUCAGCAUCAGCGAAACCUCGGUUCCGUCCACCUCUGCUUUUUCUUUUUCCGUUCCUCAUCGCUAUUUUUUUUGUUGUGUGUGUGUGUGUGUGGUCUUUUUUUUUCACCCUCUUGGUCAUCUUUUAUGAACGUUUUGUUUUAAAUUAAGAACCUCAGCUAUGGUCACCGCAAUGUUUCCCGUCGGGAUGUUUUGAAAAGGACUGUCACCGGACUGGGAUCGUCAUCAGCUGGCACGGAAUGGUAUUUAUGAGCAGACAUUUCUUAUAUAACUGCAGCCAACCAAUCCUGGAUGUGAAGAUAGCCUUUUGUCAGGUGUGUGUUCCAUACAGGUAAAAAAGGGUUUUGGAAAACAAGUGGAUGUGUCAUAUAUUGCCAAACAUUACAACAUGAGCAAAAGCAAAGUGGACAACCAGUUCUACAGUGUGGAAGUGGGAGACUCCACCUUCACAGUUUUAAAACGUUAUCAGAAUUUAAAGCCCAUUGGCUCCGGAGCUCAGGGAAUUGUCUGUGCGGGCUAUGAUGCUGUCCUGGACAGAAAUGUAGCCAUCAAGAAGCUGAGCAGACCCUUCCAGAACCAGACCCAUGCCAAGAGGGCAUAUCGGGAGUUGGUGCUCAUGAAAUGUGUCAAUCACAAAAAUAUUAUCAGUUUAUUAAAUGUCUUCACACCACAGAAAUCAUUAGAGGAAUUCCAGGAUGUGUACCUAGUGAUGGAGCUGAUGGAUGCCAACUUGUGCCAGGUGAUUCAGAUGGAGCUUGACCACGAGAGAAUGUCCUACCUGCUCUACCAGAUGCUUUGUGGUAUCAAACAUCUGCACUCAGCCGGCAUUAUUCACAGGGACCUCAAACCAAGCAAUAUAGUGGUGAAGUCAGACUGCACCCUGAAGAUCCUGGACUUUGGUCUGGCCAGGACCGCAGGCACCAGCUUCAUGAUGACCCCUUAUGUGGUGACUAGAUACUACAGAGCCCCAGAGGUUAUCCUGGGCAUGGGAUACAAAGAGAACGUGGAUAUAUGGUCGGUGGGGUGCAUUAUGGGAGAAAUGGUGCGCCACAAAAUCCUCUUCCCUGGCCGGGACUACAUUGACCAGUGGAACAAGGUGAUUGAGCAGCUGGGCACACCCUCACCAGAGUUCAUGAAGAAGCUUCAGCCCACAGUGAGGAACUAUGUCGAGAACCGGCCAAAGUAUGCAGGCCUCACCUUUCCCAAGCUCUUCCCCGACUGCCUUUUCCCUGCUGACUCUGAGCACAACAAACUCAAAGCUAGCCAGGCCAGAGACCUGCUGUCUAAGAUGCUAAUCAUCGAUCCCGCUAAACGGAUAUCGGUGGAUGAGGCCUUACAGCACCCCUACAUCAACGUGUGGUAUGAUCCAGCUGAGGUGGAGGCGGCCAGAGAUCUCAUCCAAAUAUCCAUGCCUCCACCUCAAAUCUAUGACAAGCAGCUGGAUGAAAGAGAACACUCCAUUGAUGAAUGGAAAGAACUUAUCUACAAAGAGGUGAUGAACUUUGAGGAGAGAACGAAGAAUGGCGUUGUGAAGGGACAGCCUUCACCUUCAGGUGCAGCCGUGAACAGCAGCGAGAGCCUCCCUCCCUCCUCCUCCAUAAACGACAUCUCCUCCAUGUCCACCGACCAGACCCUGGCAUCAGACACUGACAGCAGCCUGGAGACCUCUGCAGGACCCCUGGGGUGUUGCAGGUGACUAGCGGCCUGCCUGCGCAACCCCAUGUUCUUCCGAAGGUGAAGAACCCACCCCGAAAUGACCAAUGGAAAAUACUUUAAAAAAAGAGUAAAGAUCAAAAUGAAUAUAUUAAGAACAAAAACAUGAGUUAUGGAAACAGAAUCUGAAAUGAUGAAAUCUAAAGCCUGUGCAUUGUCAUUCAAAAACAGCAGUGGUAUUUAAACUGAAAAAUAAAUGAGUAAAUGAGCUGAGAUAUAUGUUAAUGAUCCUCUAGUUGCUUUGCUUAUAUUACCCCACAUAUCUUGUAUAUGGCAUCCAAACAAAAAUGACCAAAUGCUUAGACUUGCAUCUCCUGUAAAGUGCAUAUUGGCCGGCUGCUGGUCUCCCAAAUCCUUACAAAAGCAUUUAUGCUCCAAUCAUUGUGGCAAGGUGGGCUGCCAUUUUGCUCAUCACUACUGUACAAUACAAACUUCAUUCUCCUUUUCCCCUUUAUCCAACCCUUAUGUGACGACACUGCUGUAUUUUAACCUCUAGGCUUUGUCUUAGACGUCCCCACCCAACACAAUCCCCAAUGUAAGGUUGCCUGAUUUGUGUGUUUUUAUGUGGUUAUUCUGCAGGGACAUGUAGUCGCUCUCACGCAGCGCGGCACUCCCUGCACUACUUGUAAAUAAUGUAAUUCUGUACAGCUGAAGGGCACACAGAGUGGGACUGACGGCCAGUACACUGGGAGUUUUUUUUUUUUCUGACUAGCGCACCUUGCCACAUCACUGCUUUCCACCUCAGUUGCCCCUGCCUAUCGCUGUAGUCCUGCAUGGUUAGAUUUAAAACAAUGCUAAUCUCACUGUAUGCUAAAAUGAGUCUUUAUAGAGACUUUUGUUUAUAUACGAUGUAAACUAACUCCAGACAUGGGGGGUCUGGUCACUGGAUAGGACUGUGUGAGUGAGUGAGUGAGUGAGUGAGUGAGUGAGUGUGUGUGUGCGUGUGUGUGUGUGUGUUUGUUAACAACAGGCAAGCCAUUAAGACAUUAGUAAAUGUCAGGGCUGAGUUCGGGACUUAAAGGGUCAGUACACUCAGUAGAGUGAAUUAUUUUGAUUGUGCACAGACUUCUACCUAUAAGGAGUUUAAAAAGUCUGAUUUGUGUGUAAUGUCCCUUUUAUUUCUCCUGGCAGUGUAUGAUCGGUCCCUCCUCCACCCCACGGGCUGGCCCACGGCCCUGCAUGUCAUUGUGUACCAUUAACCCCUCAUAGGCACAGGAAGUUGGUCUGUUUGACUGUGGUGUUACCACACAGAGAGACUAUUCUUAUUUAUUUGAUUGAAACACAGAAGGCUUUUAGAAAGAGAUACAAAUUAUGCAGUUGGUAGUUUAAAGGCGGGCGAUGAGUGUUAACCUCGUGACAUUUUGUUCUGAAGUAAACUCAUGAGCAGUAUACAAAAACUCAUAAAAAAUGAACUGGAUAGAGGACCCCCCAACAGUUAAGUACAUUAUUUCUUAGCAGGAAGAUUUAUUUAUUCAUUAAUUUAUUUUUAUCGAUGGAAACUGAAUAUGGCAAGUGCCUUUUUGGAAUGAAGCAUUGCAAGUGCAGAAAUUAUAUUAUUUUUGGUAUUUUCCCCUCUGCUUCUUCUUUUUCUGCCUUAAAACUAUCCGACUCCCCAAGUGGAAAUGUGGUGGAAACAUUUAAGGAAACUAAAAAGCUGUGUUUGGCCAGAUGUUGGCGCUUUGACUUCAGGUUUCAGCCAGUGACAGUGAGCGUUUGUGGUGUGAAAUGAAAUGGCUUUCGUCAGAUUCUAUGGCUUAAAGUAAUGCUUAUGCUCGUUUUUACACAACAUGAAAGCUUUUCUGCCAUUUUUCAUGUUGAUUUAUUUUAAUUUCUCCUUCAAACUGAUUCUCCAUAAAAUAGUGUGACCACAUUUUCUCAAACUGGGACACUAGCUGACACACAAACACAUGCAUUGUUUGCAUUGAACUUGGCAAAGGCUUGGCAGCUCUUUCUUUUGCUCUCUUUUAAAUUUGAAGAAAGAAACAUUUAAAAAGAUGUACAGUAUGUUUGGAAGACUGGAAUCAGAGGAGAGAAAGUCCUCACCUACAUACAAUAAAGCACCCACAACCAAGGCUAUGAACUAUAUUUUCACUACUCACAACAACAUUUUAGCUGCAGUUGUGAAUGCAAUUCUUGAUUGUAAUUAAAGUGUUACUACAGCUUUCUUUUCACGCUUUAGAUAAAAUACAACUUGAAAACUAAGUAGGUGACCUAUUAGUGUUUUAUUUGUGUAUAUGUUAUUUAUUCUUUGUUAGAAGUGAAUGAGAAAAAGGAAUUCUCAUUUUUCAUGUUCUUGCGCAGGUUUGGUGGGUUUAUGGGCAAAAAGAUCAUAUCUUACAAGCAAAGAAAUUAUUUCUCUUUUAAUAAUUCUGCUGUUGGAUUGACAUUUUAGGACAUGUAAGCUGUGUUUGUGUGAACAUAACAAACAGAUUACUUUAUGCAUAGCAUGCAUAAUAAAUUGGAUUACCUGUCUCAUAGUGUUUUAUCACUCGACAUUCAGGUAAAAUAGAAAAAUACAUAAGGUUUCUAGACAAAGGACCUACUCAAGGAUGCUUUCUCUGUCCCUUAAUGAAGCAAAUGGGGACGUCUGUGUUUGCUUCCAGCACGUCAAAACGCCAUUUACAACAAUUCCUAUGACUAUCACCAUAUUUCUUACUUACGGAAAUUGCAUGGCUCAUACGUCCACUAGUUUAGAGUAAAGGUCCAGUCCCAGUCAUGACAUUUUUAAAACAUCCUCGAGGAGAUGUGGUGACUGCACUGUUUACAUAUUUGUUUCCUAACACGUCAUUUGACAGUAUAACGGUAUCUCUGCUACAGCACAGGGGUUUACUUUUUGCAUGGAGUCUAACUAAAGCACCCAGUCACUGUAUAAUACAAUCCUUCUCCCAGAAUUGUAUACAUAACCUCCAAUAGCCACUUUGUUAACACUCGCUCUGCCUGUGGCUUGUGUACAGUGAACCACACACAGACUUACAGCACGUUCACAGAGCUAAGAGGGUAACUGAGGGCGGCAUCUCCAGAAUAAGCUACGGCUAACUUGGCUUUCUGUUCAGGGUCUGGCCAGGGCAAUCCUUCAAAAACAGGGUGCAACUUUGACAUUUUUUGUGUUUUGAAAAUGUUCACAUGAAUUUCUCACAACGGGGUCCCGUGUUUGAGUCGACUCCUACACCACAAAUACUCACAGUACUGUUGCAGUUAUUCUACAGGGCAUUUUUAACCACCCCAUUACCAUGUCCUGGUCACUGAGUACAAAUACUAAAACCUUUUUUUUUUUUUUUUUUAAUGUCUCUGAAUGUGAUCUUUUUUAUAAGACUUCCCUCCAGACAAUUCUGUUGUAAUAAAAAGGUGCUUGAUUAGGAAGCAGACGUGAUUCUAACACAGAAACAGCUGGGUUGUCGGCACUGAAUGUAGAAAUGAGUUGUUCCACUCACGUCAUUGCUGCUCUGCUUUGUCAUCAGUGUGUGUGUGUGUGUGUGUGUGUGUGUGUUGUGUGUGUGUGUGUGUGUGUGUGUGUGUGUGUGUGUGUGUGUGUGUGUGUGUGUGUGUGUGUGAUUUCAAAUUAACCAGCAUUGAACACAAACUGUCUGUAAGGUUGAAUUGGAAGAUGUGAUUUGGCAUCUGGACAGAUUAUUUAAAGAUCCUUCUUUCAAUACAAGAUCAUGGCGUUUGUGGGAUCGCUUUCCAGAAUGUUUGAUGGGGAGUUGGUACAGUCAUGUGUUUGGAUGUAGUUCAUGUGUAUAUUCACCUUAGAAUUAGAAAUGUGUCAACUACCAAUCCUGCUCCUAUUUUUUGUCACAAGGGACUUAAAAAAACGAUCUCUUGUGGAUUCAGAAUUAGCCAAAUUCAUGUCUUAUUUGUUAUCUGAAGAUGUUUGACUAUUGCCAAUAUGAAAUAUGUGUCACAAGUUAGGAUACAUCUUGUACUCAGCUGUGCCAACAUAAAAUCUUUGGACUCAGUACUUGUGAUCCCCAGUUUAUUGAUUUUCAUUUCUUAUUUUCAAAUCAUAUUGUAAAUAACAACAAUCCAACAAUGCAAUAAACACUUUAUUGCACUCAGACAGGGAGGCAAGCUACUGCAAGGGUCAGGUGAUGCUAAAAUGUUAAGAGUCUUAACUGUGGACUGAAAUGUGGAACUCUACAAUGAUGAAACCCUGUAUAGCUCAUCUGAAUCAGGUGAUGUUGUUCUUUGUUUCUUUUAUGAUUCCUUCUCUCUUGUUUCUUUUACUCCGUGCUGUUUUAAUAAAUCAUUCUUUUUGACAUUGUCAGGUUGAAAAAAGAAAAAAAAGAAAUUGUAUCUGUUUCACGCUGAUCUCAAAGCUUCAGGCUAUAGCGUUUCAAAUAAAGUCAAAACAAAUGCAAAAGAAAAAGAAAAAAAUUACUGAAAGCUGUUACUGUAAACACAACAUUUUAAAGGAACUGUGUAUGUAAAAAUAGUAUAUGUAUGUGAUUGAAAAUAAACAAAACCUUUGAUCUUGGA